Thamnophis elegans (Western terrestrial garter snake) is the source of this 9224-nucleotide messenger RNA. RefSeq names its product UHRF1 binding protein 1 (gene BLTP3A). NCBI's taxonomy places the organism in Eukaryota, Metazoa, Chordata, Lepidosauria, Squamata, Natricidae. The transcript is spliced from 21 exons. The record is from RefSeq and is a predicted model, not a curated record. Gene Ontology annotation, molecular function: histone deacetylase binding. Bases 151 to 4608 code for a protein of 1485 amino acids.
AAGAGGGUGGGGGCGGUGGGGAGGAGAGGACGGAGGAUGGCUGGAGCUAUUAGUGGCCGCGGCGGCAGCUGCAAGAUCCGUGGCCGGCUACAAAGAGAAUGACGGGGCACUUGGGGCGAUAGAGGAUCCGCAUCCUGUCUCUGGCCCAGCAUGGCUGGUCUCAUCAAGAAGCAGAUUCUAAAGCACCUGUCCAGGUUUACAAAGAAUCUCUCCCCUGAUAAAAUCAACUUGAGCACCCUCAAAGGGCAGGGGCAGUUGACGAACCUAGAACUGGAUGAAGAAGUUCUGCAGAAUUUGCUGGAUCUGCCCACCUGGCUAGCCAUCACUCGAGUUUUUUGCAAUAAGGCCUCCAUCAGGAUUCAGUGGACUAAGCUGAAGACUCACCCAAUCUGUCUGGUAAUGGCCUUGUUUAUCUCCUGUUUAUCUUAUUUGGAUAAAGUUGAAGUGGAGAUGCGAACAUGUGAAGAGCCCAGGCCACCCAAUGGACAGUCUCCCAUUGCUGUUGCUUCAGGACAGAGUGAAUAUGGAUUUGCAGAGAAGGUUGUGGAAGGUAUGUACAUUAUUGUCAAUUCAAUUACCAUCAAGAUACACUCCAAGGCCUUCCAUGCAUCGUUUGAAUUAUGGCAGCUUCAAGGAUAUAGUGUUAACCCCACCUGGCAGCAAAGUGAUCUUCGCUUUACCCGAAUCACUGAUUCACAUAAGGGAGAGGUAUUAACAUUUAAAGAACUCACCUGGCAGACUCUUCGAAUAGAAGCUGAUGCUACAGAAAAUGGAGAACAAGAUCCCCUCACUACUCCUCUAAGACUUAUUACCAACCAGGGCAAAAUCCAAAUAUCACUUAAGAGAAAGACAAAGGAUUGCAAUGUGCUGGCAUCUAAGCUCAUGUUCCUUCUUGAUGACUUGUUGUGGGUGCUAACUGACUCCCAGCUGAAGGCAAUGAUGAAGUAUGCAGAAUCCUUGAGCGAAGCCAUGGAGAAAUCAGCUCAGCAGAGGAAAAGUUUGGCUCCUGAACCUAUCCAAAUCACACCUCCUAUUCCCAGUACCCAACAGUCUUGGCCCCAGUCAUUUGGCAGCACUCAUAAAGCUAUCAGCCAGUAUUUUGAGAUGUAUGAUAUGAAAGAGUCUUCCUAUCACCUUCUUAUUUCCCGUCUGGACCUUCACAUCUGUGAUGAUAGCCACACUCGAGAAACAGGUGCUUCCAAACAUGGUAUAGUGGGAGGUGCAAUGCAAUUAACUUUUAGGAAGAUGGGCUUUGACUAUUAUCCUUUCCACUGGGCAGGUGAUAGCUGCAGACAUUGGGUGCGAUAUUGCGAUGCCAUGGAGACCUGGGAACAUUGGGCAAAAAAACUAGUGAAUGAAUUCCAAAACAAGAUGGGAAAAUAUAGUGAAGAAAUAAGUCCUGCCUCCUUUAAAACUGCAGAGAAGGAAUCUCCCUUGAAAAAGAGACAAGAUGCUGUUUCUAGUUCUCCAAAAAGCUCUACAGAGAAGGGCUUACAUCAGAACAGCCCACCACCUCAUACCCUGCUAGGACACCAACGGCCUGCAUGGAAUAGACUCCGAUCCAGUUGCCUGGUUGUUCGAGUUGACGAUCUGGAUAUUCAUCAGGUUUCUACAGCUGGACAGCAGAGUAAGAAACCUUCAACAUUACUUUCAUGUAGGAGGAAGUUAUUGAAUCUUCCUGAACAUACGUCAGCAAUCCAUAUAGUUUUCACAGAGUACUAUUUUCCAGACCACACUACUUUUCCAGUCCCAAGUCCAAACUUGUACUUGCAGAUGAAUGGCUUGGUUUUCACUUUGGACACAAGGAGCAUGCUUUGGGUGAAUUUAUUCUGCCUUGAUCUCUAUCGCAGUCUACAACAGUUUAAAGCUAUAUACAAGCUAGAGAGCUCUGGAAAAAGGGAGGAACACAUUGAUAUUCGAUUGGAUGGCUUUAUGUUAAAGGUAAACAUCCCAGUGGACAAAAAAGUAAUUGAACACCAGGACCGUCCCCAGUGUCUCUCUAUAUCCACAUCAGAAGUGACAGCUACUAAUACAAGGCAUGCACCUCAUUGCAGCUGUUUAGCCCUGCAGAACCUGUUCCGUAGAUUUGCUGCUUCUGAAUUCUUCCAUUCUAGCUAUACCAAAUUCCCUAAAUUUCAGGACAACUUUAGUCUCUUGCAUACUCUCUUUCUUCGUCAUGCAUACCAAGUGGAUACCAAUGUCCAGCAGCACACAGAUUUCUGCCACUUUCCUGGCAAAUCUUCCAUUUUUGAAGAUCUUUGGUCUGUUAAUUUUACCCAGGUGUCCUUGGACUUUGAGGGGACCAAAAGUUCCAAAGGACAGCCCCUUAACUUUAUCUACCCAUUUCCACUCUGUGUGUGGGCUUGCCUCCCAAAGAAAUGGGAACAAGCCCAAGCAGCAAUGCUGAAGGUUUCAUCUACCUCAAACGUUAGACUUAAAUCUUCCACAACUUUUAGUAAUCAUACUGAGAACCAGGUCUUUUCUGGUGAGGAGCAAUUCUGCCAAAGAUCAAAGACUGAGCAGAAUUUGAGAAGUAUCUACCUUACCCCAGAGGCAAAGGAAGUCUUGGAAGAAAGUUGUACUGUUGAUGAUGAAGGAAAUGAUAAUGAUCUGGAAAUAUCUGCUGAUGUCCAUGUUCUUCUGUAUUCAAGUACACAUGUGAAGGUGCAACUCAAUCAUUAUCAAUAUUUGAUGCUACUUCGGAUGAAAGAAGUACUACAGACUUUUCAAGAGCAAUUUACCCUAGAUACCCAGGAAAUAACGGGGUCGCCUUUAGAUUCCAUAACCACUUGCAUAGGCAUCAUGUUCAACAGUACUGAGGUAGCUUUGCUAAUGCAUCCUGUUCCUGGUUCUUCACUAGAACCGAGAUCUAUAGAUUCAGAUACUACCAGUCUAGUUGAAUCUGAACUCUCAGCUUCAGAGAGUAGGGAAAGACUAAUUGCUGAAAGCAAAGAGCCGAAGUCAGAUGUUAGCUCCGAGAAGGAAAAUAGUAGUCCCAUAAAAAUGUCAGAAGAUACUGGAACUGAGAAUACAGAUAGAAAUAUGACUGCAUCGCAAAACGGAAUGGUGAAAUCUCAAACUGAUGGAUCUUUGACGGAAGAAGAAUUUCAUAGUCAAGCCACUGGACAGAGGAGUCCUGUAGAAGAAGCACAUGAAGCUGAAGAAAUCCUUGAUGCAGAAAAACAGUAUGAGCACAUCAACCUUCCUAAGACUUCUGAAGUUCUUCCUUCCAGACCAUCUUCCAUUGUAGAUCCUUUAGGUGGUAUACAUGUCUCUCUUAAUGGGCAAGAAGAGUUGAUUCCAUUGAGAAACAUGGAGUUGGAGUUAUGUAGUGCAUUGCAUAUAACAAAGGAUGCCACCAAGGAAGCCUUGCAUGUUACAAUGGACCUCACUAAAGAAGCCGUGUCAAUAACAAAAGAUGCUUUCAGCUUGAGCAAGGAAAAAAUGGCUUCCACUAUGCAGAAAAUGCUGUUCCACCCCCAAAUCAACAGAGAUCUUUCACCAAAACCUGAAGAGGCAGCAGUGAAUCAAGUAGGACGUAAUAGUGAAAGUGCACGUUUCUCCUCCAUGAAGAAGACUGCUUCGCAACAUUCCUUUGAUACCAAUUCAUUAGAUGGCAGUGGUCUUGAAGAUAGACUGUCAUUAGAUAGUGAUGGCAGUGAUGGCUUUGUUAUGCUUAUGGAUUCAGAGCCCAGUCUUGAUCUUCUUACCUUAGGACAACUUCCUCAGAUGCUUAAUGAUAAAGACAUUAGACCAAGCUCAGUGGGAGACGAAGAAAGAGGAUCUACGUGUGUUAACAGCUCAGCUUCUCUGAGUGCACAGGACCCUACUACUCAGUUGGUUUCUGUGCUGGUGUUAAAGACAAAUGAAUUGAAUUGUGUCAUAGAAUCCAAGAGGAAUGAUAUGACACUUGCUCUUCAAGUUAUGGAAUUAACUCCUGAACAUUUGGGAAAUAUCAGCAUGUGGCAGUAUCUGCAGAAUGCUCCCACAGGAGAUACAAACACAGAGAGGUCUACAACUACUGAAACUAUCCAAACCCAACCUGAGGUGUGCUUACGAUAUGAAAUUGGACCAAGUGCUGCAGUGCACUCACCUCUGUCUGUCCAAAAUGGGUUUUUUCAUAUGCUGAUCCAUAGCUAUGAGACAGAACUGCUGACAUCAUCUCUUUCUAGCAUUGGACUCUUCCUUGAAGAUGAAGUCAUUCCUGAAGUUAUUCCCAUGAAGAUUGAGAUUGUGAAUACCAAGAUUACCUUAAAGGAUGAUAGUCCUCGAGUGUAUCAUACCACUCCUGGUCCUGUGCCUAUAAUUUUAGCCAUGGACCACCUUGUUCUUCAUUGUAAAGAUGAUGGAAUGUUCUUUAUAACAGCUGCAGAGACAGAAGAAUCUUGUACCCAGAAAGCACUCCAGAAAAAUCUUAAGAAACAGCGUAUUCCAGUAGAGAGAAUCUCUAUAACUUCAGCGGAAAGUGAUGAUGAAUCAGAGUUGAAAGCAGUAUUAACUUUGGAGAAAGAGUUACAGGAUACUCAGAGAGAUCUUGCAGAAGCCAAUCAGGACAAAUUACUCCUGCUUCAGGAAAUCAAGAAAUAUGAUCCUCUCUUCCAGCUUUGACAACAACGAUCUGAGCAAGAGAUGCUCAGAGCAUUCCGAAAUUACUACCAGCAUUGAAAAAGUUUACUUGUUAAAAGCAAACCAGUUAAUUUGUUCAUCUUCAUUCAAGAGCUGCUAUUUUGAAAACAGAAGCAGAAUGCCAUUACAAGAGAAGGAAGCGGAGAUGUAGCAAGAAAGUACAUGGGAAUAAGAUGAACGGGAGACUGGAUUUAGUAGUCCAGCUGUGUCUGGAAAACAUAAAACUGUACUCUAGCUAAAGCAUGGCACUAUUGUCAGUUGAAUAGUGAGAGAAGAAAAAAAAUUACUUGAGUUAUCAUAAAGCGGUGCUGAUGAACAUCUUUCUUGCUGUGAGCUGUUUCUUAUAGGUAGGUGUUGCUCACCCUACACCAAAGAAAUUACAUUCUGCUUAGCUCAGGCCUAAUUAGGGAAUUUUGCUAUAGCAACAUGAGUUUGAAAUAUGGAAUGAAGAUAGUUAUAGGCCUAGCAUAGGAAAAAAAGUUCCCAGAACAGAAAAUACAAAAUCCAUCAUCUUACUGCUCUUAAGAAAAUUUCUCAUGAAAUUAUAUUUUCCCUAAUCUCCUUUCCUUAUAAUAUUAUAACAUAUUAAUGCAGUAUUGAUACACUAACCUUACUGGUUCUUAAAAGUCCACCUUCUUGUUAAAAUGGAUUUACAGCCAUUUUGGAAUAUAAUUUGAUGAGAAAGUGCCUGACUAAACAUUUUGUCCUUAUUAAUGAAAAGAUAAAUAACUUUAUUUUCCAUAAUAACUAAUAAUGUUGGAGAGGCUUGGAAAUGAGAUCUGUUAAGUCGCUUUAGGUCAUAUAUUUAAGGAAUCUGUUUGGUAAAUAAUGAAUCAAAAACUUUCUGCAAGAUGUGGAAUGCUGGUAGAAAUUGUUUUAGCUGCAGAAUAGUUGUUCUUUUUCCCCCUUUAUGCUAUCAAUUUGCAUGAUACCGUGUUUCUUUGAAAAUAAGACAAGGUCUUAUUUUCUUUUGACUCCCAAAAUAUUGAUUGGGUCUUAUUAUCGGGAGGGCUUGUUGUUUUGGGGUUGUCAGGUGGCUGCUACUUGCGAGCAGGCGCCCGAAGAGCCAGGCACAGCCUCAGGGGUAAACGGCUGUGUUGUGCUGUCGCAGCAGCGCAACAUAUCAGCCAUGAGGUGACUCCACUCAUGAGCAGCCACCUGGCAACCCCCCUUUCCAGCCGGGCAGAGUGCCACUCACGGACUCAGUGAUAUCCCAGAGACGCUAAGCCGCGUGGUGCUCUGCCCUCCCCCCAGCUCCCGCGGCUUGACGCAUUUGGGAUACCCUUAGGUCAGUGAGCGCCUGUUCCAAGCCGUGUGAGCGCCUGUUCACCGCCCUCCGGCUCCCGUGGCUUGGCGUCUUCGGAAUGCCCCGAGGUCAGUGAAUGGGGCUCUGCCUGGCUGGAAAGGGAGGUUGCGCAAACGCCUGUUCCGUCCCCAGCUGGUGUGCCUCCUACCUGCAGGCGCUCACAGGGCUUGGUGAUACCCCUAGGUCAGUGAAGGCGCUGUGCCUGGCUGGAAAGGGGGGUUGCUGGGCGGCUGCUCGUAAGCAUGGUCACCUAAUGGCUGCUGUAUAAUGUUGCUGCGAUAGCGCAACACAGCCAUUCGACCCUGAGGCUGUGCCUGGCUCUUCAGGAACCCGCUCGCAAGAGAGCAACAUGCCCGGCAAUCCCCCUCUCCAGUUGGGCACAGCACCACUCACUGACCUAGCGGUAUCCCGAAGGCGCCAAGCAACGUGAGCCUUUGCCCCCCAUCCCACCCUGUUCCUGCGGCUUGGCGCCUUCGGGAUACCACUAGGUCGGUGAGUGGCGCUCUGCCUUGCUGGAAGUGGGGGGUUGUCUGGGGGGGGUUUAUUUUUGGGGGAGGGCUUACAUUUGUGGCAUGGUCUUAUUAUCAGGACGUUGCAAUUUCGGGGAAAGACGGUAUUUGGAAUGAAAGAAAAACAAUUUGGCUCAUUGUUUUAGCAGUGUUAAAUUUAGCAGUGUCAGUUUUCUUAAAUGUUUUUAAAAGAAGAAUGGUAUAUCCAAAAAAUUGUUAGAAAAGUUGUAUUUUGCUUCCCAAAAUAGUUAUGUACCCAUAACUAUGUCAAAAUAGAACAUAGAAACAAAUAAUUGCUAAUAAUCUGUCUAUAAUAGACAGUAAGAUUUUCAAUCAAAGUUAUCCAUAACAACUAACUGUAAUAUAAAACUCAUGGAUUUUAAUCUAGAUUUUUAAUGACUUAAUUUUGACCAUGUGUAGAAUGCAUUUAAGUUUUAUUAUAACCUGCUGUAGCUGCAUAUCAACUAGAUAAAUUGCAGAAGUGAAAAAAUUCUGAAAGCAUAUCAGAGGCAAAGAUUCCUUUGGUUUGAGUUCAACUCCUGGUGAUUAUUUGGGCAGGUAAAAUUCAAAAUCUGAAUUUAUCCUUGUGAAAUAAUUAGGCCUAGGCCAAGUUCUAGCAGCAUUUCUCACUAAAAUGUAGUUUUAAUUAAGUCUGAUUUGCUUACAUAGAAAAGAGUGGUUUUUUUUUCACUAUUACGCUGAGUCUUAUAAAUAGAUAUACUCAAAGGUUUUUUUAGAUCAAGGCAUGACGGAUAAUAGAAAUUAAUUAGUAUGAGUUGGUAAAUAUCAAAUUGAACCAAGUUGAUAUUGCUGUACACAUACAAUUCCAAGAAUGGGAAUGUGCUACAGGCAUUUUAAAAGCAGCAACCUACACAAAAAAGAAUGGCAGCUCUAAUUUGCUGUAUGAAGAGAAUUAGAAUAGAAUGAACUACUGAGUUUUAGAAUUGAGGGAUACUUUUACUAAGCCAGCUCAAAAUUCACAAAAAUAUGUGCAAGCUUUUAAGUUGUCCAGAAUACUUAAUUGACUAACUAGUAACAAAAUAAGAGAGGGAUAGCAAGAAAACAGGCUGAAUUUGAAGCUCUGGCAUCUGUACUCAGUUAAAUCUUGAAACAUAAGAAGGGGUUUUAAAUUUAAUAGGAUUUUUUUCGAGCAACAUUUUGUCAAAACAAUAUACCAUAAUGGAUCAGAGUAGUUAUUAUAUGUCCUUUAUAGAUGGCAUUUUCUGUUUUUAAGAAAUGGAACAUGUGCGAGGAUAACGAGCUUCAGUAAACAGCUGUUUGCUUGAUAUUAUCCUAUUUGUUUAUAAUAAAAUGCUAAAUUUAGUUUAUGCACUACAGCUAACCUUUGUCUAGUAGCUAGUUCUUGGUUGAACACCCAUCUGUUACAGAAUUAUCUUUUUGUUGAAUUUCUGCUUUUCUGCCUUGAUUGCGAUAGAGCAGUCAUGAUCUCAUCUUCACCAUGUGAAUUAUAAAGAACUUUUUUUAAAAAAAAAAAAAAAGCUGCUGCUUCAAAUAAUUUGUUAGCCUUUGAAGUUAUUUGUAGAAUUGCUGAACGCUUAGGAAGUUUUGCAGCUGUACUGUGCUUGUCAGUUUCUUUAAUUUAAUGGUAAUGAUUUUUGCUUAUAAGAUUGCAUGUAUUCUGGAUUUUGCCUGUUUGCUGUGUAAGAAACAGUUGUUGCUUCUACACUUUUCCUAAGUUAUAUCUGUUACAAUAUUAUAAACAAACCCAGGCUAUGCACUGGAGUUAACUUUAUUCUAUCUCUCCAUAUUGGAUAAUGCCCUAAUGGGACAGGCCUUCUUUAAUAUACUUGCAAAAGCACUCUUUAUCCAAAGAGUAGUGUGCUUUUGCAGAUGUAUAUGCUUAUUUUUUCUGAUGACUAGAACAGUCUAUGACUAUAUGAAACUGCUGAUACGACACACCAAAAUAACAUAUUAAAUGUAAUUGUGUUUUCUGUCAACUUUGACAGGAAGGUUGUUAGUGAACAGUGCUAUGUGAACACAUUUUUUUUCUCCAAAUCUAAUUGUUGAAUGAUUGGCCAAAUAUGUUGACGAUUUAUUUAAACAAAUAUAGGUGCACCUAAUUCUUUUUUGAGUUAACAAUGAGGCAAGUAUGAACAUUUACAUUUGGUGCAACACACAUCCUGUUCACUUAAAGUAACCUUUUCAUUUAGAAAUGCAGCAGGGUACAAAAAUCAGUGUAUUUUAUUAUACCAGUCUUUGCAUUUUUGACUAAAAUAAUUUUAUGUCUUCUGAUACACAUUUGGUUUAAAAUAAGGCAAAAUGUAGAAACAGUAUACUGUGGCAAAUAAUUUGGUGUAGUAUGCUUGUUUCAGUUAGUAGAAACUACAGCUUAUUAGCCUGUUAUGGCAUGAAUGCCUCAAAUGCUUCCGCUAUGCUGAGAACAAUUAUUUAUCUAAACAUAACAUGAGAAUUAAGAGGAAACCCACUGAGCUGAUAUUUGACUACAAACGUAUUUUAGCGUGGUUUUGUUUUUGAAAAUGUUUUCCUUUCUUCAGUGCUGUAUUUAUAUGUAAAUUUGAAGAACAAAACUCUUUAUAUAAUGUAAUAUCAAAAAAUUAAUUUUAAACUCUAAGUCUGUAUAACUGCUUCUGUAAUUUCAAACAGAAGAGUAUAUGGGAAUAGACAAUAUUUGGUACAAGUCUGACUUGAAAUCUAAGCCUUCGGUAUAUUGGAUCUCUUUGUCACACAAUAUAGUUUCCUCUUGACUAUACUGGUUCUAUGAACCACUUUUAAACAUUAUGUAUUAAAAUGCUUAACUUCUA